AUUUCAUGACAGGUCCGAGUUUCGGCCGUGUCUUUCUUUUUCUAUUUCUCCGCUAUUGACACAAGGUGAGAGGAAACAUGCUGUUCUGUUUCAUUGACUCAGCUGUGUAAACAAGGGGAGACAACUGAGGCCUGAUCAAUGAGUGGGGAGGAAGCGGAGUCUGGAGAGCGGCCGGUUACAGGCACGCCUCCAAUCAUGGAGCUGUCCCUCCUUUCACAGACCAGCGACAGCUGCGCCUCCACCAAUGGCGAUGACCGCUUCAAAGACGAAGAGCGUGCAGCCAACUUACUGAAGGGAUUUUCCAAGUUGUACAAGAACAAGGAGUUUGUGGAUGUGAUAUUAGUGGUGGAAGAGCGAGAGUUUCCAUGUCACCGCAAUGUACUGGCGAUUUCAAGUCCCUUCUUUAUGGCAAUGUUCAACAGUGACAUGUCAGAGAGCCGUCAGGAGAAGAUAACUCUCAAGGACAUGGAUUCCUCUACAAUGGAAUUAGUCCUCGACUACAUUUACACUGGCCAGGUUUUUCUCUCUGAAGACUCUGUUCAAAAUCUGCUUUCUGCCGCAAAUCUCUUCCAGCUACUGUCGCUUCGAACAGGAUGCGCAGAGUUCAUGAUGAACCAUAUAAAUGUUUCAAACUGUAUUGGCGUCUACUUUUUCGCCCGUGCUCACGAAUGUGCUGUACUAGCCAUGAAGGCGAAAGAGAUGAUAAACAAUCAGUUCACAGUAUUGUGCAAACAGCACGAAUUUCUGUCUUUACCUGCGGACAAACUGGUGGAAAUACUCCUGGAUGACGAUAUUAAUGUCAGUUUGGAGGAGACUGUAUACGAAGCAUGCAUGGCAUGGUUGAAGAUUGACAUGACUGAAAGACUCAAGUUUCUUGUCCCUGUCAUGGAAUGCGUCAGGUUCGCAAACAUCAGCUCAUACUACUUCUGUGAUAAAAUCGACCCAGACACUCUUCUGCGUACGAAUGAAAACUUAGCCAAUAGACUGAACUUGAUCAGGUAUUAUCACAUGUUGAAAAACCGCCAGAACGAAAUGGACGUAAACUUGAUGCCACGGCGCGGAAUGCCCUACGAAAGAGGUGUCAUGAUCUUAGCCAACCCGUACACUGAAGAUUCCCUAAAGAAAUUCAACAGCAUGGAGAUGUUAUUGCCUAGAUCAGGGGAGGUAAUCCAUAUCUGCAAACUGCCGCAAAGUCUCUAUAGCCCAGGUGUUGCUGUGACAGGGGACAACCAGAUUUACCUGGCGGGAGGAGCAAUCAGGAAGAUCAACUACCGUGGUUCUAUCACCACAGAGGGCGUCUCCAACACUCUGUAUGUCUUUGACCAGACUGAUGGCACAUGGCAGCCCAAAGCUAAGAUGAACAUGGCCCGCUAUCAGUUUGCACUCUGCUUUGUUGACAAGAAUGCCUAUGCCAUCGGUGGUCAGGAUGUUUCGGUGAUUCUGAGCAGCGUGGAGAAGUAUGACCCCUUGACAAACACCUGGACCAACGUGGCACAUCUACCCCAGAGGCUUCGUUUUGUGACAGCGGUCAGCUACCGGGGCAAGCUGUACGUGUUUGGAGGGGAGGGAGGAACUGACGUUAGCAAGAAUGCAUACAGAUACGAUCCAGCAACUGAUGUCUGGCAGGAGUUACCUCCCAUGUCCACGCCUCGGGUUCUUGCUGGAAGUGUUGUGUUUCGUGAAAAGAUCUAUGUGAUAGGAGGUAACUCGGCCAUCAGUGACAAAUGGAGGAAGGAGUUUCUUCCAGAGCAUUGUGUGAGCAGUGUAGAAGUGUUUGACCCCACCACAGACGAGUGGACCACCGGCCCAGAGCUGCCCAAUGCCCUCUGUGGGGCAGGUGUGGUGAAGUACAAGAACACCAUCCUGAUUGUAGGGGGUGAGGAUGAUAAGAGCUGGAUGGCAGGGCUGUGUUGGCUGAAGGAACAAGAUGACAAGCUGACAUGGGUGGAGGGACAAGAGCUGCCCACCGUUAUGAGCACAUUUGGUUGCCUGGUGGCCAACAUCCAUCAUGACUAUCUGAAACAGCAGGGAUAAUCUGCCAGUGGCUGCAAGCACAUUUGGUUGCCUGGUGGCCAACAUCCAUCAUGACUAUCUCAAACAGCAGGGAUAAUCUGCCAGUGGUAGCGAGCACAUUUGGCUGCCUGGUGGCCAACAUCCAUCUUGAUUAUCUCAAACAGCAGGGAUUAUCUGCCAGUGGUCUCGGACACAUUCGGCUGACUAUCUCAAAUAGCAGGGACAAACUGCUAGCAGUCCUGAGCACAUUCAUCUGCCAGGUGGCCAGCGUCUAUCAUGACUAUCUCAGACAAAAGGGAUAAAUUGCCAUUGGUCAUGAGCACAUUUGGCUGCCUGGUGGCCAACAUCCAUCAUGACUAUCUCAAACAGCAGAGAUAAUCUGCCAGUGGUCGCAAGCACAUUCGGCUGACUAUCUCAAAUAGCAGGGAUAAACUGCCAGCAGUCCUGAGCACAUUCAUCUGCCAGGUGGCCAGCGUCUAUCAUGACUAUCUCAGACAAAAGGGAUAAAUUGCCAACAAUCAUGAGCACAUUUGGCUGCCUGUUGGCCAACAUCCAUCUUGAUUAUCUGGUCAUCUGGUCAGCAUGACUACUUUAAUAUAAAGUAAAAUAGAUACUUUUAAAUAUUGAAAUACUUCAAGAUGCGAAUUUAUGGAAAAGUAUUAAUUGGUAAAACAAAGAAUAUAUGGGAAAAAUGUAAAAUAAAUACAAAAAUGUGCAUGUAUUUUUAUUGUGAAUAUCUUCAGAAUCUGAUGUUGAAAUAUGAAUUAUACAUGUACAUAUUUGUCUUCUAGCAGUGACGUGAAACUUUGUGGUAGCAUAUUUUGUCAUCAGUUGGUUUAAGGCUUCUUGGUAA
This is a messenger RNA of Liolophura sinensis, 2866 nucleotides long. Its product is annotated as kelch-like protein 28. The transcript has 7 exons. Bases 139 to 2034 code for a protein of 631 amino acids. Gene Ontology annotation, molecular function: protein binding. Lineage: Eukaryota; Metazoa; Mollusca; Polyplacophora; Chitonida; Chitonidae. The record is from RefSeq and is a predicted model, not a curated record.